UGGAACUUGAGCCCCUUCAAAUCACACCUCCUCUCACCCCAAACGAACGCCGCCCAGUAGGCUACUAGUAGUACUACUAUGCACCAAUUCCAUCGCCAGUAGCCACCACUGCAAGUCUUUCACCUUCGCCUAUAUCUCUCCCUCAGUCCCUCCCCCCUCACUCUGCCAUUGCUAGGAGCUUUGCAUUCCUGCUAGCUUCAUCGGCUAGCUGCUUUCUACCCUCCCUGAUCUCCCAUUUUUCUAGGAUAUGAAGAUUUUCAGUUGGGUUGCCAACAAGAUCGGUGGGAAGCAAGAGGCAAAUCGGUUCCCUGCGAAUUCUUCUGCGCCUUACCGUGCUAAUGUGUCGGAUUGUCGCAAAGAUGAAUUCAGCGAUUGGCCCCAAUCAUUGCUUGCCAUUGGGACGUUUGGUAAUAAGCAGAUCGAGGAGGUAGCUCAGGUGCAGAAUCCCUCCGAUAAUGUGCAGCCUGUGCAAGAUACCAUCAAAUUUACGGAGGAAGAAGUAGACAAUAUACGGAAAGAAUUUGAAACGCUACUAGCAAUCAAUGAUCAAGCAGAGGCUCAAGGCUCACAUGAUGAUGACCAAGUAGCUUCACAAAAGCGUGUCGAUGGGGAAGACAGUGAGAAGCAUGGUAGACAGUUGAUCAACAAAAGGAUCAUCAUAAGUAAAUCAAAAGGUUCGUUAGGAAAGAAAGGAAAUACAAUUAAGCCAAGAUCAGUUGCUUCGCUGCUCAAGUUGUUCAUGUGUAAGGGUGGCUUUACCUCUGUAGUUCCAGAACCUAGGAACUCUUUUCCUCAAACAAGAAUGGAGAAGCUGCUCAAGGUAAUACUGCAGAAGAAAAUACACCCGCAGAAUUCUUCGGUGCUAGUAGGUAAGAGGCAUUUGGACUGGAAGCCAGAAGAGAAAGAAAUCAAUGAGUGCCUCGAGGAUGCACUGCGUGAUCUAGAUGAUGAUGAUGAUGACGACGGCGCAAAAUGGGUCAAAACUGAUUCGGAGUAUAUUGUGCUUGAAAUGUAAAGGUGGGUGAAUAUGUUAGUUCUUUCAUGCCAGGUUCCAAAGGUCUUGGCAAAGCUUGGGGGUUGUGGUGUUAUUACGUAAUGAUAUAGAUAUGGGAUAUAGUUAGCAAUGAAGCUAUGAUGUAAUGCUCCUCCAUUAUUUCUGACAUGAAACAUCUGUAAUUUGAACUAUGAUAAGGAAGGAAGUUCUGGGGCAAGGCCUAUUUCAUGUCCACUCUCUUCUGCCCUGAAACUGUAAAGAAUUCAUCCAUUUUUUCCAACUACGGAGUGGUAUC
This is a messenger RNA of Oryza brachyantha (malo sina), 1289 nucleotides long. Its product is annotated as protein DEEPER ROOTING 1. Gene Ontology annotation, biological process: gravitropism; regulation of growth. The record is from RefSeq and is a predicted model, not a curated record. The coding region runs from base 248 to 1015 and encodes 255 amino acids. Lineage: Eukaryota; Viridiplantae; Streptophyta; Magnoliopsida; Poales; Poaceae. The transcript is spliced from 6 exons.